Chroicocephalus ridibundus (black-headed gull) is the source of this 3701-nucleotide messenger RNA. RefSeq names its product Mdm1 nuclear protein (gene SAXO6). Gene Ontology annotation, molecular function: microtubule binding. The record is from RefSeq and is a predicted model, not a curated record. Gene Ontology annotation, biological process: negative regulation of centriole replication; retina development in camera-type eye. Bases 35 to 2386 code for a protein of 783 amino acids. The transcript has 15 exons. NCBI's taxonomy places the organism in Eukaryota, Metazoa, Chordata, Aves, Charadriiformes, Laridae.
UCUUUUUGAUUUGAUACAGUCAGUGAGAGUCAGGAUGGAGAUUUGCAGUGGGAAGGCGGUCAAAAAAGCAAGCCCCCAGGGAAGAUCGGAACAAGAAGGUGGAUUAGGAGCUCCUGACUGCGCGGCGAGGUCGGGCGAGGUGGCAAAGGAGGAUCGGCUGCUGGCACGCCACCACACAGGCUCCAGAAAGGGACUGAGUGAAUAUAAGAGAAACUUCAGAUGGAAACCCCCAGAGUUUUGUAGCCUGUCCCAGCAGCAGAAAUCCUUAUGGGCAGGACUUCGGUCGGAUCAGUUUGGAAUCACAAGAGAACCAAAAUUCAUUUCUAAGAGAAGGGUGCCUUACCAUAAUCCACAGAUUUCGAAGUCUUUUGAAUGGACAGCAGAUUGUGAUUUGAACGACCCACUCGAAACUGAAGCUCUUAGGACUGCAGAGUUGCACACAGACCACAACAACAAUGAUGUGAAUCAGGAAAAAAUUGAAACGCUAGAAGGACCCAGACUCCCCCCCAAAGUUCAGUCACAUUCAGUAGAUUGUAGAGGUGAAACAGCUCUUGCAGAAAACAACAUGAAGAGAUCACCCUCUGCAGCUCCACCAAAUCAAAAUGAAGCGUUUUCAUCUCCAAAAAAGGAAUUAGAAAAAAUGGAUAAUGGGCUUCACAGAGUCCUUCAGAGGAAAGCAGGCAUGAAUAUUUCACAUUUAAAUACUUUCCCCAGAAAUUCUGAAUAUCAAAGCCAAUUUGUUUGGAAGAGUCCUCAUGAAAAGUCACCAAUACUUGCGGCUGAACAGGUUAUUUGCAACACAAAUAAAUCCAUACCUCUGUUUAAAUCUCCUGCAAUUACUGCUGAAACUGCACAUGAGAGAAACUUCAGAGAGUCUCCUCCUGUUAAGGAUCUGCAAGACAGACGUGGUUCAGAAGAGAAAGAAUUUCCAGUUUGUGAACAAAGUAAGAGGGAAGAACCGUUUCAAAAGCCAGAAGAAGAUGCAGCAAAACAAGGGAAAUCAGAACAGAAACAUCCUAAACAAAAAAAUAAGCAACAUAUCAGUCCAAAGUCCCUCUCUUUACAUACAAGUCGUGGGAAGAUGAACACUGAAUAUAGGUCAAAAUUUUUGUCUCCAGCCCAGUAUUUCUACAAAGAUGGAGCUUGGUCUCGUAUUAGGAGUAAGGUUCCCAACCAGGCAUCUCAAAACACCCUAAAUUCCAUGUGGUAUAUGGAGGUGAGAGAACUUCGAGAAAGAGCAAAGGCUUACAGGCAACGAGUAGAGGGAACACACUUCUCCCGGUACCAUCUCAAUCAGAUCCUGUCUGAUAAUAACAGUCUUUGGGAUGUGUCCUCAAGUUCCAGUUCAGAAGAAGGCAUUAGCAACAACAUCAGAGCACUAGAUCUUGCCGGAGUUUCUGAAAAAGAGACUGCACCAAGCCCCAAAAUGCUGCAGCAACCUGACUCCAUAGAACAGCCACAGAAGGACAGGACUGAGAAGAAAGACAUGUCAGAUGCUUUAACUGUUCCAGUCAAAAGGCGUUUAGUUUGGGGUGAACAAGAAGGUACGGAAGAAAGGGAGAAUCAGCAAUCAACAGAAGAGGAAAAAAACCAAGAUGAACAGGCUGCAGUUGUGGCUCAGCAGUUAGAAGAAAACAAUAAGGAUGCCAAUGAAGAUAAGAAAAUUGAAGGUGAGAAUGCCUUAGUAUUGAAUUCUCCUGCAGCUGUGUCAGAUUCUUCUUCUGUAUCUUCAAGGACAGGCGGCAGGCUUCCUACUCCGAAGCUGAGAGCGCUUGGUGGAGCUCAGAGGACUCAUCAUGAUCUCACUACCCCAGCUGUUGGAGGUGCGGUUCUAGUGUCUCCUCCUAAAUUCAAGUCUUCAUCUUCACAGCAGAGAACACGAGGUUUAGGAACAGACCCUUCUUCAGCUAAGCAAGGUGGAAGAGAAGCUUCAAAAAGAAGGUCCUUACAGCCUGAUGUGGAAAUGGAAGCUGUUUCACACCUUACCUCUCCACCUGCUGGGCUGGGAACUUUGGAUCCUCUGCCACUUAGACAGGAUCAGUGGCCUCCUAACAGUGUUUCUGAAGAGCAAGUUCCUCUUGCUUCAGCCCAUCAAGAGCGUUCUGCGACACCUCCUCUGCUGAAGUCAGCCAAAAACUUCUCUAUGCCUUGGUGGAGUCCCUCUCGUCGUAUUCAAGGGACUCUCAAAGAUCCAGAAUUCCAGCACAAUGGGAAUGUUGGCAAUCCAAAACUGAGAUCUUUCCAGUUACCCCUUCAGGAAAGAAACUAUAAUGAUGAAGAUGACAGGUUGUCUCAGAUUUCUGCUCGCUCAGCAGCAUCUAGCUCCCUUGCAUCUCAGAUACUGGAACGAGCUCAGAAGAGGAAGGAUUUCUGGGGCAAGAAAUAAGCUCUUCCACCUUUUGUACAGAAACUAUUCUGUAAAAUGAUUUUUUUUUAUAUAUAGUUUAAAGUGUACAUUUUAAAAAAUCGUGAUUGUAGAUAUCAUGUAGCAUCCUUUCACUUAUCACUAAUAUGGCCCAACUUUUAGGACUUGCCAUCCCAAUGUAAAAUUUCAAUAUUUAAACCAAUGUUGAAAAUGUAAGUCCUUUAUAUCUGGGAGUUACGUCUUAAAUCAUUGUGUUACAACAGCCAUGUGGGAUUUUAUUUUAUUUUUUUACAGUGGCACCUCUUGAAACUGAGAAUUUUUUUUUUUUUAUGCAACCUAUGUGUUACUUUUCAAGGUAUUCUGCUGCAGUCAUGCAGUAUGACCUGGGACAGUAUUCAAAGGCAUCACCAUCAUUCACCAAACACCUCAGUUGCUUGAUUUUAGCCAGCUAUCUUAAAGGUAACUGUGGUAUAUUUAUUUUACUGUAUGAAUUGUCAGUACAAUACAGUGCUGUAACAAAAAAGUUACUUUUACUGCUUACUGCUUUUAACCUGUUACCAAAAAAUUCUUAUUGUUUCUUAAUGAAGCUAACAUGGAACAUAUGUGACUCUGAGAGAAGGAUGCUAAGCGUUAGGGUUUGUUCAUUGUCCACAGUUUUUUGGCCAGGAUGAUUAUUAGAGUUCAAUAUGUACAGUACUGCAGGUCAUCAGAUGUACUGAUGUGAACAUUUGUCUUUUUGAGGGCAAGACCUAUGUUUAGUGUUAAUUUCAACUUCUCUAGAAAAAGCAACCUCAGCCACCUUAAACAGUGGCCUUCCCCAGCCCCCCCUUCAAACUCAGGUAUUUAGACAUAGUUGAUCUCUUAAAAUAAACUCAGAAGAAUGUUUUUUCUUGACUUUAACAUUUUAAUUACCUCUCCUCCUAGUUGCCUGUGUCUGGGAGGCUGGCGUACUGUUAUGAUUGUCACAGUGAAAAGUGUUUGUGAUUUAUGCUGACAGCAUGUUUUAUCUUUCCAAGUGAUGCAAACAAGUUAACAUGAAGUAGAGGAAAUUGGUGGCUAGCAGGCAGUUUGUUUCUUCUUGUAUGGCUUCAAGUUUUAAUAUUACUUCAUAUGUAAAUUUUAUACAAGAACAAUUUGAAUUUUGUACACAUUUGCUUACAGUUUGAUUUUGUACACAAUUAUGUACACAUAUUACUGAAAAUAAAAAAGUUGGUUGAUUUGUUUCAAGUUAUGACAGAUAAAUUCAUAGACCCUAUUACGUUGGCACUUGUCUGUUUAGUUCUCUGUUUCAUCUGUUCAGCUGGAACAUCUGUGGACUUUUGAAAGGCACUACCUC